Pelmatolapia mariae (spotted tilapia) is the source of this 447-nucleotide messenger RNA. RefSeq names its product ribonuclease H1-like. Gene Ontology annotation, molecular function: nucleic acid binding; RNA-DNA hybrid ribonuclease activity. The record is from RefSeq and is a predicted model, not a curated record. NCBI's taxonomy places the organism in Eukaryota, Metazoa, Chordata, Actinopteri, Cichliformes, Cichlidae. Bases 1 to 447 code for a protein of 148 amino acids. The transcript has a single exon.
AUGGAAGGAGCAGAGGAUCUCUUCACAGAUGCCUGCUGCUUUAGGGAUGAGAAGGAGGGGCUCAAGGCAGGCUAUGCAGUGGUAAGUAAGAGAGGGGAGCAGCUGGAGGUGAUCAAAGCAGCAAAGUUGGAAGGGCAGCAGUCAGCGCAGAGAGCAGAGGUGAUUGCACUGAUUGAAGCCCUUAAAUAUGCUCAAGGAAAGAAGAUAAACAUUUACACUGAUUCAGCCUACGCCUUUGGAGCCGCACAUGUGGAGCUGGGUCAGUGGAAGAGAGCUGGAUUCCUUACUACCAAUCAACAACCAAUCAAACAUGAGAAGGAGAUGAAGGCGCUGGAAGAGGCGCUGGAAGGACCCCUGGAGGUGGCAAUAAUAAAGUGCAAGGGGCACGAUGAUUCGGCCACCUGGGUUGCUCGAGGUAAUCGAGCAGCGGAUGAAGCAGCAUCAUAA